AUGAAUCGUGGUAGUGGUCGUGAUAAAUUUGGUGGUGGUGGUAGUCGAAGCUUUGGUAGCCGAGGUGCUGGCAGCAAUAACAACCGAGGAGGAAUGGGCAAUCGAGGUGGUCCACGUAGCUUUAGUGGUCGUGGUGGUGGGCUAAGUAGUGGUGGCCGUUUUGGUGGUAGCUUCGGCGAUAGAAAAUAUGAUUUCGGAAGUCGUAGCGCUUCUGGUGGUAACAGCCUUCGCCCAAUCGAUUGGAGUCGUGAAAAUCUUCGACCGUUCGAAAAGAACUUUUAUCGUGAACAUUCUGCCGUCAUGCGUAGGGAACAGGUUGAAAUAGACAGAUGGUUUACGGAUAAUCAGGUUACUGUUGAGGGGAACGAUCUUCCUCGUCCAGUUUUUGAUUUUAAGGAAGCUGGUUUUCCUCAGGUUCUCACAGAUAUGCUUUUUGCAAAUUUCCAAAAGCCAACAGUUAUUCAAUCAAUAUCAUGGCCAAUUGCAUUGAGUGGUAGAGAUAUGGUUUCAAUUGCUAAGACCGGUUCUGGAAAGACUUUCGCGUUCAUUCUUCCGGCAAUUGUUCAUACAAUUAAUCAACCACCGCGAGGCCAUCAGAAAAGUCCAUCAGUAUUAGUGCUUUUACCAACCAGGGAAUUGGCUCAGCAGGUCGAAGAAGUGGCUAAAGAUUACUGCAGGGCAACAGAUCUCUUGAUAACAUGUUUGUUCGGUGGUGCACCAAAAGCUACACAGGCUCGCGAUCUUGAACGAGGUGUUGAUAUCAUAAUUGCGACACCAGGCCGUUUAAUGGAUUUCUUGGAAAUAGGUAAAACCGAUCUUCGGCGAUGUACUUAUCUUGUACUUGAUGAGGCUGAUCGAAUGUUAGACAUGGGAUUUGAACCUCAAAUUAGGAAAGUUGUAUCACAGAUCAGACCCGAUCGGCAGACAUUAAUGUUUUCGGCAACUUGGCCAAAAGACGUUAGAAAACUAGCGAUGGACUUUUUGACGGAUGCCGCACAUCUGAAUGUCGGUUCUUUGGAAUUAUCAGCAAAUCAUAAUAUAACACAAAUUGUUGAAAUUAUUGAUGAGUCGAACAAGCAGCAGCGUCUCAUGGCUAUUCUUAGUGACAUUAUGAAUAAGGAAGAUUGUAAAACCAUAAUUUUCGUGGAAACAAAACGCAAAGCGGAUGAUUUAACACGUUGGAUGCGGCGAGACGGCUGGCCUGCUUUGUGUAUUCAUGGUGAUAAAGGUCAGUCGGAACGUGACUGGGCUCUAAGUGAAUUUCGAAGUGGGAAAACUCCAAUUCUAUUAGCAACUGAUGUAGCUGCUCGUGGAUUAGAUGUUGAUGAUAUUAAGUACGUCAUAAACUUUGAUUAUUCGAAUAAUUCGGAGGAUUAUGUGCAUCGUAUCGGACGAACAGGACGACGUGAUAAAACUGGCGUUGCAUAUACGUUCUUCACUUAUGCAAAUGCUCCAAAAGCGAAAGAUCUGAUAAAAGUUUUGGAAGAGGCAAAUCAAAGUAUACCUCCAGAAUUACACCAAAUGGCUAAGGAUAACUUCAAUGGAGGACGUGGAAGAUAUGGUGGAGGUUAUAAACGAAGCUAUGGCGGUGGUGGUAAUGAUUUCUCCAAGAGGCCCCGAUUUGAUGCGACAGCACGAUUGGGUUAUGGUGAUGGCUGGUGA
Molecule: messenger RNA, 1662 nt
Organism: Brugia pahangi
Lineage: Eukaryota; Metazoa; Nematoda; Chromadorea; Rhabditida; Onchocercidae
Source: the annotation of a GenBank genome assembly